Messenger RNA from Aspergillus mulundensis, 2097 nucleotides. RefSeq lists its product as uncharacterized. The transcript has a single exon. The record is from RefSeq and is a predicted model, not a curated record. Bases 1 to 2097 code for a protein of 698 amino acids. Lineage: Eukaryota; Fungi; Ascomycota; Eurotiomycetes; Eurotiales; Aspergillaceae.
AUGUCCAUGGACACUUCCGCUCCAACUCGGCCGACAUUUUCUCUGGUCAACCAUGACGGGCAGACGUUUACCAACGCCGAUCUCCACGGCGCCUACUCGCUUGUCUUCUUUGGCUUCACCAACUGCGCCCGUGUGUGCCCCCGGGCGCUCGGUCGGCUCUCCGACGUCUUAACAGGCCUUGAGAGGGUAACAGACAAGGUCAACGUGUAUUACGUCUCUGUCGACCCGGGCAGGGACACACCUGAGGUGAUGAAGACGUUUCUCAAAAAGUAUCCCAGCUUCACCGGGUUGACAGGGACGACGGAACAGAUCGAUGCCGCACGCAAGGAGUUCCGGGUCUUUGCGAAGGCCAAGGAGGACGAGAAUGCCCCGGGCGGCUAUGCUGUUCCGCAUACGGCCAUAACAUAUCUCCUGGAUACGGACGGUUAUAUUGUUGACCACUUCAAUGACGCCCUUGACGCGGAGACUGUCAUAUCGCACAUUUCGAAGAGGAUAAACAUCGUACCAAGAGUUCAGGUCGAUGGCACCACCAACGCCUACGAGCAGGAAAGCCUGCAGCUUCUCACUCGCGAACAGGUCGCCUCUAUCCGACACAUCGGUAACCUGGCCCGACAAAUAAAAGGCGACUGGUCGUACAUGAUGGGCGGCUCCGACAUGAACGACGGUUUCGGGGCCUAUCGCUACCAAAUGGGGUACAUGUUCUACGCGCUGACACUCGCCCACUACCACAGACUGCCGGCAGCGCCGGGGGUCUUCCGCGAGACAAUGGAGCGCUUGAUCGAGAAGAUGCUCGAGGCAGACGUGUGGUUCUACUGGCACGACGCCAGCGUCGGAGGGGGAUUCAUGCAGACACCGGCUAAGAAUAUGACAUACGACCCCAUUAAAACCGAUAACAUCAUGUACUCGGCAUACGUCCAGGUCAUGAGCGCCAUGUACAACAGCCUCUUCGACGACGACCGGUACGCGAAACCGGGUGCGCUGACCAUGGUCUACGAUACGUUCCUCUUCGGGCCGGUCGAGGGAUACAAGUUCGAGUGGGACCAGAAGAGCAUCAACGAGCAGGUCUACUGGAACAUGGUGGAGGAGGGCUAUAUCGGGGUUGCAUGCGAGCCCUGGUGCAUCUACCAGAUCUGCAACCAGGUCCCCAUCCUCGCAUUCCGACUCAAUGAUGCAAUAUCAGGUCAAACAAGCGUCGCCGAGGAAGUCACACAGGGAUACCUGAAGGCAUGGGAAGAUGCAGGCGGCGGCAUCCUCACACAAGAAGGCGUCUUCAACACAUUCUACCGCAGCGACAUCAAGACUUCUCUCGUCGUCCCCGGCCCCAGCGGCGACGCAUGGGCUGGACUGCUCAUGAACGCGUGGAACCACGAUCUCGUCCAAAAAGUCUACAACGAUCGCAUCAACGAGAGCGUGAUCCCACAGGACGACGGCACGUUAUCCGUUGUUACGGGCGGCAUCGAAGAUAGCCCGCUGAACCGCCGGCUCAUCGGCUCCGGCGGCGUCUUCGGCUGGAUUGCGGCGUGGGCUGCGGAGAUGGGCGAUGAAGACACAAAGACUCGACUCCUCGCUUAUGCAGACAAGCAUAUAAACCCGACAAUCGUGAACGGCGGACUCCUCUACCCGCGCAACGACGCGGUCUACAACGCAAACGGGAACUUCGUCAUGUCGACGCCGAUCUUCUCGAACUCGAUCAUGCCGCUUACAAGACUAAACGUCAAGCACGGGUUGAAAAGACUCUAUGAGAAUCCGUGGGGGGCGAAGAAUAGAGGGCAUUAUGCCGAGCCCGCGCUUGUGGAGGUCGACUUUGAUGUUGAUGUGUACCGCGCUGUGUACGUCAAAGAAAGUAGGAGGCUGCUGUUUGACCUUGCGGUUUAUGAAGACGGGAAGAAUGGCUCUGUUGCGCUGGAUAGGGUUUUUGGGAGGGGUGAAUGGACGCUCACUUGUGAUGGGAGGGAGAUUGCGCGUGGUUCGAAGGAGGGUGUUGAGGAUGUGGAUGAGGGUGUUAGUGGAGUGCUUGUUAGCCGGGAUGGGAGUUUGCUGAGACUGCCUGUUGUUGGGACGGGGGUUGUUAGUUAUGUGUUGCAGUGGGCGGCUUAG